AUGGCACCUCGCGUUCCCGUCACCAUUCUGACUGGUUUCCUGGGCGCCGGGAAGACUACGCUGCUCAACCAUAUACUGGAUGCCGCAAGGACAAACGGCAUCCCUGAGCGUAUCGCCGUCAUUGAAAACGAAUUCGCUGCUGCGUUUGGCAUAGAAAACGAAAUUAUCCAUCAAGACAAGACCGAGGACAUCCAAAACCUCUAUGAAUUUGGCUGGUUCGUCGACUCAAAACUGGGAUGUGUCUGUUGCUCGUCGUCCGGUGAGCUGAUAGGUGCCCUGAGUGAGAUUGCCAAUAGGAACGAGCUCGUUGAGCCCGAGAAACGGAUCCAACAUGUGAUCCUUGAGUCCACUGGGCUGGCUGACCCGCAGCCAAUCCAAACUAUGAUCCAGCGCGGCGCCGACGGCAAAGGCCAAGAUGAAAUCGUGCAAAACUUUUAUCUCGACGGCAUUGUCACGCUCGUCGACGCAAAGCAUUUCUUUAGCCGACUUGCUGCUGCAUCGGAAAGACAAGACACGUACAAGAACGAGCCGCUGGCACAGAUCACAACGACAGACUGUAUCUUGCUCAACAAGAUUGAUCUCGUCUCGAGCAAAGAGGCAUUGUCCAAGCUGACAGACUACAUUCGGCAACACAAUCCAUCGGCUCGUUUGGUGCAGACCAAAUAUGCUCAAGUACCUGUGCAAUCCUUGUUUGGCUUGAGGUCUUCGUCAUCAUCAUCCACUGAACAAACAGCAGAUGGACAAGAACAGGAACAGGAAGCCCUGCCUGUAAAGCAACAUGAUCCGAGUAUCGAACAGACCAUGCUCUUAGUGAGUGGCAAUCCUGUUAAGCAGAAAGAGGUGCUGGCGUUUGUCCGGCAGGAGGCGCAAAAGAUGCAUGAUACCCUGUAUCGCGUCAAGGGCGUGCUGGCUGUGCAGGGCAGUGACUACAAGGUGGUUGUCCAAGGCGUGGAUGAUGACCUGGUGGUGACGGAGGACCGCAAAUGGGAUGAUGACGAGCCAAGGGACAGUCGCCUGACCUUUAUCGGCAAAGACAUGAAACAACAUGGAGACCGUCUACAGAAAGAGUUUGAAAGAUUAGUCGUUGAACUAGAAUAA
Messenger RNA from Zychaea mexicana, 1098 nucleotides. Its product is annotated as CobW/HypB/UreG, nucleotide-binding domain-containing protein. NCBI's taxonomy places the organism in Eukaryota, Fungi, Mucoromycota, Mucoromycetes, Mucorales, Lichtheimiaceae. Gene Ontology annotation, cellular component: cytoplasm. The transcript has 3 exons. Bases 1 to 1098 code for a protein of 365 amino acids. The record is from RefSeq and is a predicted model, not a curated record.